Molecule: messenger RNA, 1869 nt
Organism: Pseudocercospora fijiensis CIRAD86
Lineage: Eukaryota; Fungi; Ascomycota; Dothideomycetes; Mycosphaerellales; Mycosphaerellaceae
Exons: 15
Coding region: 1-1869 (622 amino acids)
Source: RefSeq, a predicted model, not a curated record
AUGCAGCAAUCCCUCUUCCUCCUCUUUGCCAUUGCGGCAAUCGAGACGUUGGCCAACCCGGGCAAUGGCUACCCACUUGCUGCACCCCAUCCAGACUUCGCCAAGCGAGCUCUCAUGAAGCGAGAUGUCAACAGCCCUAAUUACGCCCAACAAGCGAAUCAGGCAGAGUACAAGGCAUAUCUCAACACGCCUGAUGGUCUGGAUGAAGCGAGCGAAGUGCACCAGGCGCAGUACGCAAUGCUUAAAGCCCUGGCCGAGGCAAAGGCCCAAGAAGCCUACGAGUUCGCUGUCAAUGCAACGAAAGCAAUGAAAGCAACGAAAGCACCUUCCAGCGGCUGUAAAAGCUCUAUUUUCGGCUUCUGUCUCGAUGACCUGAGUAAGUUGAAGGAUCUUGCAGCAGCAGUUCAGAAAGCAUCUCCAGCACCAGCUCCGGCAGCAGCACCGGCAGCGGCACCAGCAGCGGCACCGGCAGCAGCACCGGCAGCGGCACCAGCAGCGGCACCAGCAGCGGCACCAGCAGCAGCACCAGCAGCGGCCAGCAACGUUACAACAGUACUGACGACCAUCAACAGCUGGGUUCCAUAUCUCUACCCUAACUACUGGGGAGGUUAUUAUUAUACAUAUUACGCCGGAUAUACCUUCACAGUCCCUGCGGGCUAUCCACAGCCUGGCAAGGGCAAGACUGGUUGUAGCGAUGUGAAAAAUCAAGGCUACAUCUGCAAUGCUGCCUACAACGAGCUUAGCUAUUGCUUCAAAGGAUUCCCAUACUAUUUCGGCUUCGCCGCUGGCGCUGGAGGCGGAGUAGGUAGCGUCACUGUCGCAAAGUGCUGCUUCUCUGGCACUUGUGCUGCUUCAGACGAUGGCAUUCUUGAGCGACAUGCACAGCACACAGUCUCAUUUCUCAACUCUUGGACACGGAAACGAACCCUGGACUCGGCACUUUUGGCAUUCAGCAUGAUACCCAUCAUCAUCAUCAUCAUUCAUUCACUCAUUAUUUUACGACACAGAGUAGCAAGACAGAGCUACAUCACCGCCAUCAGAGGCAUAGACACGACGACAGCCCGACACAGCGGACUCAUCCCGACAACAGCAGCGGGAUCGACAUGGACGAAGGAAGACACGAUCCAGUAUGAACCAAACAUACAUUGGUUUAAUGUAUACUAUCUAUACCCACCUGAGAGAGAGAGAGAGAGAGAGAGCAGGGCUCAUCUCAUAAGCUGUAGUAUAUCAGGCCUACAAAGAGAGAUGUGUAUCCACCUUCCAAAGAAUUUGUCGACUGACGUUGGACCAUCCUGCUUGGCGAAACGCUAUAUCUAUAUAGAAGUGCCGGAAGGUCGAAUACCCUACUGCAAUCUAACUUCCACUGUUCCGCAUGGACGUCAAGUGGUUGUGGCCAGCCAGCCCACUCUCCGCUCGCAGCUCCCCAACUCCAAGUGCCGGCAAGCUUUUUUUUUUUCGUUUUUCGAUUUGCUGGAGUAUGUAAUCGAAAAGAAAAUUUAUUAUCCCUUGUGGAUUUUCAAAAUUUAUGAGUGUGGUAGGGAGGCACCUGUAUGUACGAUGACAUGGAGCGGGGCGGAACUUCCAAAGUUCAUCAAUGCUGGGUUGGAGCUCGGAUACAUGUACAGGAAUCAUAUUGGUGGUAUUGGGGUGGGAGGUGAGGUGAGGAAGUUAUUUUGGAUAAUGGGUUGGUGGAUGUUGUUGAUUACUGAUUACUCUAUAAUCAAUAGUCACUGUAAUCGCUGUGACUAUGAUUAUGAUUAUAGAGUCAGUAAUUACGACAGCGACAGCGACAGCGACACCGAUAGCGACACCGACACCGACACCGACACUCGCCGAAUCCGGCGUUGUAGGAGCAUGCGAGAGCACUAA